AUGCAUCCAAUCUGUUCUGCCUUUGCUUCUCUUCUUACUAGUAACCCUGAGCCCAAAACCUUUAAAAAGGAUGCUAAGAAUCCAAAAUGGUUGGUUUCUAUGAAGGAAGAGAAAAAUCCUUUUUAUAAUAUUAGAACAUGGGAUUUGGUCAAGCCUACACCUGAUAUGAAUAUUUUGGGUUAUAAAUGGGUAUAUAGAGUUAAGCUAAAGGCAGAUGGAACUGUGGAUAGAUUUAAGUCUAGGCUAGUUGCAAAGGGGUAUAAUCAGCUAGAUGGUAUAGAUUAUACAGAGACAUUCAGUCAUGUCGGGAUUGUUUUUACAUUAGCUGUCACCUACAAUUGA
Molecule: messenger RNA, 342 nt
Organism: Papaver somniferum (opium poppy)
Lineage: Eukaryota; Viridiplantae; Streptophyta; Magnoliopsida; Ranunculales; Papaveraceae
Exons: 1
Coding region: 1-342 (113 amino acids)
Source: RefSeq, a predicted model, not a curated record